AUGCGCUUCUUUUUGGGGAAGGUGGAGGGGAGAGCUGUCUUGGCUGCUGUCUGCAUCCUUUUGCUCCCCUGCUCACACAGUGCCCCAGGCCCUCAGCUGUUGCUGUGCCAGUCACACGAGCGAUGUGGGAACCAGUUCUACGACCCCCGGCAGGACUGUUGCUAUGACGAUGCCGUGGUACCCUUGGGCAGGACCCAGAAGUGCGGAAACUGUACCUUUAGGGUCUGCUUCGAGCAGUGCUGCCCGUGGUUGGUCAACAGGCCCCAGGAGUCCUUCGUGGUGAAGGUGAAAGGUCACAGUUGUUACUCAGCCCCAUCCUCGGAUGAUCGGGUUUGUAGCAGUGUUGGCUGA
This is a messenger RNA of Dama dama (fallow deer), 351 nucleotides long. Its product is annotated as insulin growth factor-like family member 1. The transcript has 4 exons. Gene Ontology annotation, molecular function: signaling receptor binding. The coding region runs from base 1 to 351 and encodes 116 amino acids. NCBI's taxonomy places the organism in Eukaryota, Metazoa, Chordata, Mammalia, Artiodactyla, Cervidae. The record is from RefSeq and is a predicted model, not a curated record.